GCCACCCUUCUUUGAGCUCCACGCCACCUUCUCCUUCAACCCUUCUCUUUCUGCGAUAUAUAAAGCGAAAAUCGCCCCCAUAUUUCGGUCAAAUUCCCAACGAAACACUCCGAAAACCCACCCCAAAAUCUCCAACUUUCCAUAACGGAGACGCGAAGCUGCGGAAGGAGCCGUAGCAGCCAGCUGCGCAGCCCGAUGCCGAUGGCGGUAGUAGGUCCCGCAUCGCCCCCGACGGCGGACAGGGCCCCGGCGGCCGCGGCGGCCGCCCCACUGGUGCCAAUGCUGCCGCAGCAGCAGCAGCCGCCGGCGAUGCUGGCGGCGGACGCGCUGGCGCGGGACUCGGUGAUGGCGUGGUUCCGCGGCGAGUUCGCGGCGGCCAACGCGAUCAUCGACGCGCUGUGCGGCCACCUGGUUCAGCUCGGCGGAGGGGGGACGGAGUACGAGGCGGUGUUCGCGGCGGUGCACCGGCGGAGGAUGAACUGGAUCCCCGUGCUGCAGAUGCAGAAGUUCCACUCGAUCGCCGACGUGGCGGUGGAGCUGGACCGCGUCGCGUCGAGGAUGAAGAAGGCGGCGGGGGGCGGCGGCGAGAAGGAGCCGGAGGAGGGCCUGGCGGCCGAGGAGGAGGAGGAGGAGGUGGAGCAGGCGAAGGAGGAGGACGAGGCGCGCGCGGUGGCGAGAAACAGCGAGAGCAAUUGCGACGGGAGCGCCAACGGCGAGGUCAUCGACGUGGAGGAAGAGGAGGACGAUUCGCCGGACAGCGACAUUACUGAUUCAGGAUCCCAUGAGAUGCAGCCUGCACUGGAGAACCUCGAGAUAUGCUCUAACCAUGAACUCUGCGAAGCCCGAGCGGCUCAAAUCAAGCUGACAAAAGGUUUUACUGCCAAGGAGCCAGUGAAAGGGCAUAUGGUCAAUGUCGUGAAAGGGUUGAAGCUAUAUGAGAACGUUUUCACCGAUUCAGAGCUCUCGAAGCUGACAGAUUUCGUCAAUGACCUCCGUGCAGCUGGUCAAAAUGGAGAACUCUCAGGUGAGACCUAUAUUUUAUUUAACAAGCAAAUGAAGGGGAACAAACGAGAGUUAAUCCAAUUUGGGGUCCCUAUUUUCGGACACAUACAGGAGGAAGGAACAUGCAACAGCAAAGCAGGUAACAUAGAGCCGAUUCCGGCACUUCUGGAACGUGUCAUAGAUCAUCUGGUCGAAUGGCAGCUAAUACCGGUUUACAAAAAGCCGAACAGUUGCAUCAUUAAUUUCUUCGACGAGGAAGAGUAUUCUCAGCCUUUCCUGAAGCCUCCUCAUUUGGAUCAGCCCAUAUCAUCUCUUCUCCUCUCUGAUUCAACCAUGGUUUUUGGCCGGUUUCUUGUUAGUGACAAUGAAGGCAACUAUAAAGGACCACUCAUGCUUCCAUUGAAAGAGGGGUCUCUAUUGGUGAUGAGGGGUAACAGUGCUGACAUGGCAAGGCAUGUAACGUGCCCUUCUCCAAAUAAGAGGGUCACCAUCACAUUCUUCAGGGUCCGACCAGACAGCAACCAAGGCCAACCAUCGAGUCCUCUUUCUGGCUCCAUGACUCUGUGGCAAGCAGCCAACCCGAGCCCUUUCGCCAUGCCAAGCGUAGGUCUCGGUGCUUACGAGGCAGUUGACAUGAUGCCUAAGUGGGGAGUCCUCCGAGCACCUGUGGUAAUGCUGGCCCCGGUAAGCCCCAUGGUUUUGAGCCCCAAAAAGAUCCAGAACGGUGGCACUGGUGUUUUCUUGCCGUGGGCUUUAGGAGCACGAAAACCCACCAAGCAUCUUCCGCCGCGUGCACAGAAAGGACGGCACCACAUAGCAGAGUCCUCUUCUACAGCCAGCGUUGGCUGUGAAGGGAAUUUGGUUUCCACUUAAUAGCUUCACGCCUGCUCUCAUGAGUCCUCCCUUCGAUGUACAAACUCGGGGCCUAGGUGCUGCUAGAAGAGCGUUCUCUCUCUCUUGUCCAGUUCCAUCUUCCUUCCCUCUGCGGUGGCUGUGAUGAUCGGACUAGGCUCUAGUUGUCGGUCCUUGUAUUUUCCUUUCUUCUCCCGGAUGCAACGAAAUGUAGAGGCAUGGUGUUAGUUCCGGUUUUGGAUUUUCUGAGCGUUGAAUUAGCUUUGUGGUAGGAAUUUUCUAAGUUAAAAAUGGUUUUGGUUAUCAUCGCUUUUUUCUUGUUCAAUAUUGAAUAUGAAGUCUGGAGUGCAAAAUUUUCAUCUCACUCUGAAUAUGAAGUUAUGCUGUACUUUACGGUGGUAACGUGAGAUGAUUCUAAGUGAUUACUUCGGCUUUC
Molecule: messenger RNA, 2290 nt
Organism: Eucalyptus grandis
Lineage: Eukaryota; Viridiplantae; Streptophyta; Magnoliopsida; Myrtales; Myrtaceae
Product: RNA demethylase ALKBH10B
Exons: 8
Coding region: 196-1875 (559 amino acids)
Biological process (GO): mRNA catabolic process
Molecular function (GO): demethylase activity; mRNA binding
Source: RefSeq, a predicted model, not a curated record